Molecule: messenger RNA, 1729 nt
Organism: Acipenser ruthenus (sterlet)
Lineage: Eukaryota; Metazoa; Chordata; Actinopteri; Acipenseriformes; Acipenseridae
Product: deleted in malignant brain tumors 1 protein-like
Exons: 6
Coding region: 540-1616 (358 amino acids)
Cellular component (GO): membrane
Source: RefSeq, a predicted model, not a curated record
AGAAAAAAAAAGAAACUUUUUCAUCAGUGGAUCCCUGAAUCAACAAUGAUGAUUUAUAUUUUAAACCAAGCAUCCAGUUUGUCUAUUAAACUGCUCCCCCACAUUGGGACAUAUCUUCAAAGUCUUUGCUCCAGUCUUGAAUUAACUCCUAUUAUUUUUAAAACAGGUAAUACACCUAUUCAUUUUUACCAAACUAGAACCAAAAUGAAGUUCAUUAAAGGAUGGAACACAUGGCCCAUUGUCUGUAUCCUGAUGUCAGUGAGUCUAUUGAACCCCAAGGAGUUUCUCUUGGCACGCCUGCUUUGGUAAUCAAUGUUAAAGUGGUCUGUGUUAAUCAGCACAGAGGAUUUGUCCAGAUGCUUUUCUGAACAGUCUCUCUAACUGGUACUCAGCCACCAGCCCCAUUUAAAAUAACGACCAGUCAUUGUAUCAGUGUGGUGUGAGCAAGAGGAAGGGGCAGGACAGUGAACCUUCCCUCAGAACAGAGCACUGUGCAAUGCACAGGAAAGUCACAAUCAACUGAGAGCUGCACACUGAACAUGAGGGCACAUUGGGGGACACUCUUCCAGGGGGCAUUCUGCUUACUGAGUCAUCUCUUUGGAAAGCAGAACACAUUUCCAGUAGCAGAGGGUGUUCCUGUCAGGCUGGUGGGCGGGAACAGCUGCUGCUCUGGGAGAGUUGAGGUUCUUCAUGAUGGCCAGUGGGGGACAGUGUGUGAUGAUUCCUGGGACAUGAACGAUGCCCAGGUUGUGUGCAGAGAGCUGGGCUGUGGCUCUGCUGUGUUGGCUCCAGGAAGUGCUCAUUUUGGCCAAGGGGAUGGAAAAAUCUGGCUGGAUGAUGUGGCAUGCAACGGAUCAGAGACCUCACUGCACAGCUGUGGAUCACAAGGAUGGGGUAAACAUGACUGUAACCACGGUGAAGAUGCUGGAGUGGUUUGCUCAGCAUUGCAGAGUGUUAAUGUCAGGCUGGUGGGCGGGAGCAGCUCCUGCUCUGGGAGAGUUGAGGUUCUUCAUGAUGGCCAGUGGGGGACAGUGUGUGAUGAUUCCUGGGACAUGAACGAUGCCCAGGUUGUGUGCAGAGAGCUGGGCUGUGGCUCUGCUAUGUUGGCUCCAGGAAGUGCUCAUUUUGGCCAAGGAGAUGGAAAAAUCUGGAUGGAUGAGGUGGCAUGCAGUGGAUCAGAGACCUCACUGCACAGCUGUGGAUCACAAGGAUGGGGUAAACAUGACUGUAAUCACGGUGAAGAUGCUGGAGUGGUUUGCUCAGGUUCAAUGACAAAGCCUUCAGUGUCCUUGGUGUCCAGUUAUCCUUCAUUUCUAACUGGUGAAGAAGCCAGCAUCACCUGCACUGGCCCCUCCAGACUGCACAGCAGCACUGAUUUCUAUCUGUACAGAAGUGGUUCUGGAAACUACAUCACAACACAGAGAGCUGCACCUUCACAGACCAGCGUGACUUUCAUUCUGUCCGACUUCUCUGAGUCAAAGCAAGGCAGCUACAGCUGUGUGUAUAAAGUAACGGGGAGAAGUGAGACCUUCAGCUCACCUCACAGUGACCCUGUACACAUCGCAGUGGUCUGGCUCGCAGUGGUGAGGUGGAUGACGUCACGGACCAGGAAGUAACUGACUCCAAAACAGUGGAUGGGCGGGUGAAGCUGAGUGCAGUAGCACUCAGCGUAUUUAUUAACAAACAAACAAAAGAUUUAAACAAAACAACAAAACACAAAACAAAAGGG